CACACACCGCCCCCAGUUCACUCCAGCUUCAUCCCGCUGAGCCACAUCUACUGCCGACACAAACACACUCACUACAGCUCCUCUGCCAUGGCCUCUAUCUAGGGCUAGAUUAAUCGUCAAAGGAAAGUGGAGAAAGCGGAGGAGAUUGCCAAAGACGUCAAUCAGCACUCAAAAGCCAUAACAGAUCUGAGAUUAUAAUCUGAAAAGGACACAAACCACCGAUCCCGUAAGAAAGAGUGAGGAAAAGAAAACGAGUGAAUUUUCUUUACAAAAAAAAAAAAAAAAAAAGAGAGAGACUUCUGAACAGGAAUAAUGAGGAACGGCUGGAUGCUGCUCGCUCUUUCGGCACUUUGCCUUCUGGGGAAAGGGGUCCUAGUGACAGGGAAGCUUCCUGACUUCUACCUGGAUGAACAGCAGUCCGGUGAUUACUCUGUUGAAGAUGAUGAAAUCAACUCUGGCUCAGGAUCAGGUUUUAUUGACAACGAUGAUGAAGAUGUGCAGACAGUGAGGAAAAAGCAAAACAUAAAGCCCACUCAACAUUCCACCUAUACAAGCAGCCCAAGCUUGGAGAUCAACUCAUUUACUAUGUCAGGCACGCAAAUAGCUCCCACAGAUGCAGGAGAAAAGGUCACAGAGACGAAGAAACCCCAAGGCAGUGCUAGCAGUUCUCCAGAACAAGGAUCAGAAUCUGACAUACAUAAUGAGGUCCAGUCUGAAAAUCUCUUCCAGAGGACUGAAGUGCUAGCAGCUGUUAUAGCUGGCGGAGUGAUUGGCUUCCUGUUUGCGAUCUUCCUCAUUCUCUUAUUGGUGUACCGCAUGAGAAAGAAGGACGAGGGCAGCUAUGACCUGGGAGAGCGCAAGCUACCAAGUACAGCUUACCAGAAAGCCCCAACCAAGGAGUUCUAUGCCUAAUAGACUUCCACGUGACAUAUGAGAAACAUUUCCUCAGUGAUUAAAUACAAAAAAUCUGGAAUUAUAAAAGUCUGAGAAGGUUUUUAUUGGGAACUUAUUUAAUAACAAAGAAACAGUAUUUUUUGCUUCAUAAAGCCAAUCAGAUAUUAUGUUUUUAUUAUGGAUCUCAUGUGUUUUUUGAAAAAUUGUUGAAGAAAAUAGUGUAAUAUAAAACAAUAAAUGUCAUGAUUUGUUUCAUCCAUAGACUACUUUAUGACUAUAGAGGUACAUAUUUGUAUUUUUUAAAUAUACAAAGGGUCUGAAAUCUGGAUUGUAAAUGUAUUAUCUUUCAUGAUAUAAUAAUUACCCACAUUACAUAUCAGCAUCUCCAUAUUGUGAAUAUAGAUAUUAUUUUUAAUUUAGGUAUUAUAGAAAGUGUUGAUUUUUUUUUGUUUAUGAAUAAUUAUCAUUUUAAUUCUCUCUGUUAGGGCUUGUAAAUGUUGUACUGCCAACAAAAAUGUGUAUAUUUUGUCAAUUAGGUAUCAAAAUACAGGGAAAACAAUUUUCAAAAUGUCUUUUUUGUUCAGAUUUUUUAAACAAGCCAAGAACAAAUAAAUCCUGAACUCCCCAUCUCUCUCUCUCUCUCUCUCUCUCUCUCUCUCUCUCUCUCUCUCUCUCUCUCUCUCUCUCUCUUUUAUAUUGCCUUUCCUGUUAAACUAAACUCAUCGUAAAUCACUGCCAUAUUUCCUGGUGAUUUUUUUCCUUCUGGUUCUAAAGCACAGUUCUCAUGACAGUUAAAGAAAUAUAGAAUUUUCUUCUUUAAACAAUCUGAGUAUCAAUUUGUUUACCCAAAUAUAGUCCUUAUAAUCCUGUAUUACUCCUGUAUUAAUAUAAUGUACCAGGGACAUUUAAUACUGUCUACAUAUUUAUUAAACGCUUAUCUUGACCAAUAAACCAAGCCAAAACCAGUAGCACAUAAGUGCAUAAAUGUUCAGUAAUGAACCCUAAUCCUUCUAUUUCCAUGGUCAUCAAGGCUAAAUUAUUGGGAGGCUGGAAACUUUUUUAACUUCUCAGAAUCAGUCUGCAGAGCUAACCACACAUUAUUCUUCAGUCUGAUGUCUGUAUUUGUGUAGGAGUAGGUUGUUUACAUGCUUUAGUCAGAUUUGGUAACAAAUGCUAAUGUUAAAAUUGCAUCUUCUGAAAAUCGUUAAGUCUUAAUGCAGAGAGUUUUAGAGACUCAGACUGUUUAUUGAUCAAAAUUCCAUUAUGCUAGAAUGAUUAAACAGACAGCAUCCAUGUGUUAUCCAAAAUCACUGAGUAAUGACCAAAAAAGGCAGAGUGCUUCAGGAAAUAUGAAGAUUCCAAACAUAAGUGCACUUCAUUUACACAUUUUGUGUUUUUUAUACAUACUGUGUUUACACAUUUAAAAAUUUAAUUCUUGAUUCUUGAUGAAUGAAUUCUUGAUUCUUGUUAAGUAUUAAAACUUGUCAUUUUCCAAAGCCUGUUCUGAUUAUUAUCAUGAAGGCUCAUUAUCAUUUAAUUUCUUUUCCUAGUUACUUUUGCUUAAUUUCCUUUAAGUAUAUGGGCGUUUAAGUCAAUGAUUUAUUUGUAUAUGUUCAUUUACAAAUCAUAAUUUAUAAAUUACAGCUGUUUAUAAAUAACAUAUUAAGUGUAAUAUGUUAAAUAGAAAAUAAUCUAGCUAAAUAUAUGUUUCCAUUCAAAUGCCCUUGAAGUGCCUGCUGUUUUGAAAGAUUUUGGGGCAUUUAAAGACAUUUGUACAACAGAAUGAAGGAUGGCGUUUCCUAAGCAUGACUGAUAAUGGAAUAGUUAUGGAGUUAUAUAAAAAAAAACAGUGUUGUAAUAAACUCUACUGAAUUAA
Silurus meridionalis is the source of this 2770-nucleotide messenger RNA. RefSeq names its product syndecan-2-A-like. NCBI's taxonomy places the organism in Eukaryota, Metazoa, Chordata, Actinopteri, Siluriformes, Siluridae. Gene Ontology annotation, cellular component: membrane; cell surface. Gene Ontology annotation, biological process: cell migration. The coding region runs from base 313 to 912 and encodes 199 amino acids. The record is from RefSeq and is a predicted model, not a curated record. The transcript is spliced from 5 exons.